Molecule: messenger RNA, 1240 nt
Organism: Rotaria sp. Silwood2
Lineage: Eukaryota; Metazoa; Rotifera; Eurotatoria; Philodinida; Philodinidae
Source: the annotation of a GenBank genome assembly
AUGGCGAAUACAACUUCAGUAUCGACAAAUACAAUCAAAUCGUUCAAUGAUACAUUUGAUAUUAUCGAUGAUACGAAUGAUGGGUUACAAUUUUCGGCUGAUGUAUUAGAUCAAUUUUUGUUAUCUGGUCAACUACAAUCAACAAUAUAUCAAGAGGAAAAAAUUGAAUAUGAAAUUCUUAAUGACUUGGAUUCUGUUGAAAUAAUUGAAGAUGAACAACACGAAUCCGAUGAAGAAACCUUUUUAUCACAAAAAUUAAGUCAAUUAUCGACAAAAACCAAAGAAGAAAUCGGUUCAUUCACAAUCAUGAAUAAAAAACGACGUUACAGUACUACAACAAGUCCCUGUACAACUUCAAAGAAACUUAAAAUAGCUGAUACAAACAGCGACGAUGACGAUGACAACAAUCUUCAAGAUACAAAACCCAAAGAUCAAAUGCCAAAUUAUUUAACAAUGAAUCAUAAAGCAUUUGUUCGUAUGAAUGAAAAUCUUUUGAAAAAUGUUCCAUCUAUUACUAUCAGUGAUCUACAAGAAAUGGCUUUUUUUAUGCAUCAAAUUGAAGCAGUUCGCAUGAAAAAAGAUAUGACAACUGUUUAUUUACGAUCCGUCACAGGCACAUUAACAGAACCUGAAUUGGACUUAAUUGAAGUUGAUCGACGAGUAUGGCCAAUGCAAGUAAAAUCUUUACUAUUAACCAAACAUCCCAUGACAACAACAACAACAAUGGAAGUGAAUGAACCUGAUCAACAGACUGCCUGUGAAAAAUUAAUAAAUCAACGUUUAGAAGAAUUAAAUGAAGAAAUUCAAUAUUAUCAACAAAAAUUAUUGGUAAAAAAAAAUUCUUUGAUUGGAUUUACAUUAGAUAUCAAUGAAACGAUACAAAAAUUUGUUCAAGAAUAUGGAAUUAAACCACUUGAAUUGAAAUAUCAAUUAAAAACAACAAUAGUGAUACAUGAUUUCGAAUUAGAAAUCCUUGAACGUCGAUAUAUUGCAGAAGAACCAAAUGAAUAUCAAUGUGAAAUUGCUAAACGUCUAUCAAACAUGCGACGUAAUGUUGAAAAAUCGAGACGAGCAUUAAUGGAAUUGAAACAAGGUGUAUUCUUCAAUAAAUCAUCGGUCUCAUUCGAUUCUAUUCAAAUGUCGACGUCAACUCUCAAUGAUAUGAACUUGAAUAAUCAAGGAAAACAACAAAAAUUUCUUAAUAAAUAUGAAUAUCAACUUCGAUGUAAGAAACUUGAUU